Molecule: messenger RNA, 1103 nt
Organism: Aspergillus ibericus CBS 121593
Lineage: Eukaryota; Fungi; Ascomycota; Eurotiomycetes; Eurotiales; Aspergillaceae
Product: GNAT family N-acetyltransferase
Exons: 4
Coding region: 75-788 (237 amino acids)
Molecular function (GO): acyltransferase activity, transferring groups other than amino-acyl groups
Source: RefSeq, a predicted model, not a curated record
CGGGUUAGUGUGUGAUUUGUUGGGAGUUAUACACAUUUCUCCGGGCUUAGCAUAGUCGUCCGUGGUAUUUCACAAUGGCAAUUGAAGUGGUCUCCCUCACCGAGGCGGACAUCCCUCAAGCGAUCGAAAUCAUCCAAACCGCAUUCGCAGAAGAUCCAUAUUUCCAAUGGGUGUUCAACUCUCGCAAUUUUAAUAAGCAAAGGAAUCAUGACUCCCUGGCUGUGCGAUGUCUCUGGGGCAUCAACAAUGCCAUCUUUCAGGUUGCGAAAGAGACCACCACCACCACCACCACCACCGCCGCCACUGACGAUGAUGCGACACGGAUCGUGGGCGUGUCGUGCUGGCUGCCGCCGCAUUCAUCGCAGGAGCCGGAAAGCUGGUACAGUUGGUAUCAGGGGUGGGUGCUGUCGUGGCGGCAGAUGCUGAACAAUGUAUGGCAUUGGGGUCGGGGCGGACUCAAGACGAAUCGGUAUUGGAUCUGGAAGGACCGACAGCAUGAGGCGCAGGCCCAGAUCUGGGAUGAUCCGAAGGGGUAUUAUUUUUGUAACAUUGUGGCGGUUCGACCGGGGUUCCAGGGCCAGGGGAUCGGGCGAAAGCUCUUUGAGGCGGUGACGGAUCGAGCGGAUCAGGAAGGUGUCAAGUGUUAUUUGGAGAGUUCGAGGAAUGUGCCGAAUGUGCAGAUCUAUGAGAAGAUGGGGUUUGCGAUGAAGAAGGAGAUGGAGUGUCGGGAUGGAGAGGAUGUUUGUAUGCUUUACUGUAUGGUUCGUGAACCCAAGGCCAAACACUGAGGGGGGGUUUCUAGAAGCCGUUGUAACAGGUUGGGGUUGGUGGCAGUCAAACAACGCUGGCACGUGGAAUGUUGGCAUCCUCGGAUCAGAAUGAAUGUUGUCGGAUGCAUGUGGUGGCUGGAAUUUCAGUGGGCCUAAAAAUGGAACCUUUAAAUCAGUCAGCCACAAGUUUAUAACUAUCUCCUUUAUCCUUUAGCUCCUUGCUCCUUGCUCUUGCUGAGCCUCGGGUUGCUGCAGAAUCUGGCCAAGACCCGGGGAAGAUCCACGGCUCCACUGCGCGGCAGUUGCCCGUUCCAAGCCAGGUUUCUUUCAGGU